CAGAAUGUAAUUCCAACCUCAGCAAAUACUUCAGUCUCAAUUGAAUGAUGUUGAAAACGGAAUUGAUCUCUCACCUUUCCUUAUGGAUAAGUCUUUUCGAUUUAUCCGCUGCACAAAAUCACGCCGGCCUUGCGUGCGUCAGGACUAGCUAUGUCGACGAUGGAAAAUGUUUUGCUUUAGACUUUACCCUCUACAAGCUUGUACCAUUACCUGAAGGGCUAUCCUGCGCUGUUUAUUGCAAAUCAGAAGCCAACAUCUUUGAUGUGUGGUAUCAAACGAUGAAGAAACUCCCAAAUUCCCGUCCUUCUGUCUGCAGUACUGGAUGGGAGCUUAUUGAGUGGUCUUCAUGGACGCCGGACGAGACUUUCAAGGGCAACCCCUCAUCCACUGACUGGCCAAUUGAGUUUCAAGCUCAAUCAACCACACCUGAGGAAAGCCAGUUGAUCAAGCAUAAGCGGGGUGUGGAAGACCAUUGCACAACUCGAAACUCGCAGCAGCAGCUCAGACGCAACAAAGUGGUGUUGAUGGCUGCUUUCACGUAUCAUCUCAUCAUGUCCAUGCAUAGCAUCAACACGCUUCGGAUCACCGUCUUUGAGCAAAUGAGAUCCUUGUCUGGCAGGUUUGGAUUUGCCGCUCUUGUACAAGAUGCAGAAUCACAAUCGCCAACCAGACCAACAGAUCAUUCCAGUCAUGGACCUCAGUCAAGCGAAGCAGGACUAGGAGUGUGCAUCUCUCCAGCGGCCACGGAAGGCACAAAUACGAAAGCGCAGAGCUUGACUCGACUGAAGUGGACCUCGUGUGGAUGUAUGCUGUCCCUAGGGUUCAAUCGUUUGCUGCUGAAAGGGCUCGAUGGCGUCGACCCUGGAUCAUCAACUCAGUAUGUGCCUUCGAAGACUUCGCAAGGGACAUUGCAAAAUUACCGCGCGAUUGGCAUCUGAGGGAGGAUCUCAUCCAACGCAUUCCGAGC
Protomyces lactucae-debilis is the source of this 967-nucleotide messenger RNA. RefSeq lists its product as uncharacterized. The coding region runs from base 45 to 938 and encodes 297 amino acids. The record is from RefSeq and is a predicted model, not a curated record. Lineage: Eukaryota; Fungi; Ascomycota; Taphrinomycetes; Taphrinales; Protomycetaceae. The transcript has a single exon.